Messenger RNA from Hippoglossus stenolepis (Pacific halibut), 2137 nucleotides. RefSeq names its product exonuclease 3'-5' domain containing 1 (gene exd1). The record is from RefSeq and is a predicted model, not a curated record. Gene Ontology annotation, biological process: nucleobase-containing compound metabolic process. Gene Ontology annotation, molecular function: 3'-5' exonuclease activity; nucleic acid binding. Bases 220 to 1905 code for a protein of 561 amino acids. The transcript is spliced from 11 exons. Lineage: Eukaryota; Metazoa; Chordata; Actinopteri; Pleuronectiformes; Pleuronectidae.
CGAGUCUGGAAUUAACGGAGAGUUUGUGAACGCAUCAUUAAACCGGUGGAUUAGCUUGAAGACAGGUGGCUAAGGUGGCUAAGCUAACUUGCUAAGUGCGAAGUUGUAAACCCAGUUCGUCGUCACUGUAGCUGACAGGGAAACACCCGCUGAAAGACUGUGUGUCGGCUUCGUUGUGUUUUUUAAAAGCCUGAGUUGAGAUUGACAGCGUUUAUCAAAAUGGUCGUGGACGACAUCCAGUUCAUGAACAUCCUCAAGGGGAAACGCGUCAAGCUGACCCUGAAGACUUCGUCCUACCUCGGCGUGGUCCAGAGAAUAAAUCCCAACAAAACGCUGGUUCUGGCGGACGUGGUUAGUGUCAGCAAUGGCUGCAGAUAUCCUGGCUCCAAAAUAUUCUUUGGGCGUGAGAUUCUCAAUGUGGAGUUUCACAACGAAACCAAAAGGGACAGUGGAAGUAUCAAUGACCCCAGACUGGAGGACCAGUUGAACGUGGAGGAGUUUCAGCCGUACAGGAAGACAAUGAUCAUGGAUCACGAUGAGGAAGAGGAGUACAUCAACUUCGUAGUCAUCGACGAGUUUCAUGAGAAGUUUGGGCCUGCUGUGAUGCACAUCAAGAAGCAGAGCGUGAUCAGUGUAGGGGCUGAUGGACUCGAGGUGCUUCAGAAUGGGAGACUGUGUUGGCUGCAGAUUGCCACUAGAAACAAGGUAUACUUGUUUGAUAUUCUGUUACUUGGAGCCCGAGCCUUUAAGAACGGCCUCUCUAUGAUCCUGGAAAAUAAGCAAAUAUUAAAGGUGAUGCACGACUGCCGAGCCAUCGCUGGAUGUCUGAUUGCACAGUUCGGAGUGAAGCUGACCAACGUCUUUGACACACAAGUGGCAGAUGUCAUGUGCUUCUACUCAGAGACAGGCGGGUUUCUUCCUGACAGAGUCAGUACGCUGCAGGAGGUGGUGAGUCUCCAUCUGAAGGUACCGUCCUCCCAGCUCUUAUCACUUCAGAUGAAGUCACAGCUCACCAAGGAUGAAAGAGAGAUGUGGUUCAAGCGCCCGUGUCCUGUGACCCUGCUGAAGGUGAUGGCUCUGUCAGUGAUCCACCUGCAGCCUCUCAGACUGGUGUUGCUGGAUACUCUGAUGAUUGACUACAUGACGCUGGUGGAUUCAUACCUUCACAGUAGCCACUAUGAACCUGAUGGAUUGGAGCUGGUCAGAAUGGAGAGUGUGUUGGAGUUGCCCACAGAACUCAAGCAGCUGCAGCAAAUGCAUCUGGAGCGACACAAGUGGGCUGCAGACCACUACCCCGUCACAGAGCAGGGUCUGCUGGCUCGCUUCAAACGCCAAACCAAGAUCCCAUCCCAGCCCUCACCUGCAACAGAAGAGGUGAGUCAGACACAGACAGGCUCCUGUGAACCUGCAACUGUGGAGUCACCAUCAGCAGCACAACUGGACCGUCUCUCUAACCAAAAACCCACACCUCCCCAAAGUGUUUCCUCUCUUGAUGUCCAUGCCUCUCCUGACCUGCCACCACAAGUGUCCCCUGUCAGUCCCCUGACUGUGGGUAUAGGCAGAGGCUGCACAGACCUACUGAUGAACACAAUAGGUAGAGGAAGGCCCGUUGGAAAAGAGCAGUCGGCCCAAUAUGUCUUACCUGCCAUAGGGAGAGGCCUUUUCUUCCAGAUGCCAUCAGCCCAGAUCCCCGGAGCGAGCACUGGGGACAUCAAAAGUCCAGGCGGGAUGGAGACGACUCCUUCAUGGCCAGGCCUCACACCCUCCCAGUGGGUGACGCCGGCUGGCACCGGUGCUACUGAAAUCCCUAAGGAUACUUCUGGGAUGAGAGGCGACAUUUCCACAGCGACUCCCCAGUCCCUCUCACCUUCACUGGGUCAGUUGUUCAGAUCCUUCACAGGCUAAAGGAGGUGUCACAAAACACAUAUGACCACCUGCUUUAAAGAUGUUUGACGUUCUAGAUGUUGUGUUUUCUUAGAGUGAGCAGUAGAUGGCAGUAAAUAUCCUGUGUUCCGCAAAGGUUGGUUUGAUAUCAGGUGUUCAUGAGAAUAAUUUCAUUUUGAAGAAAGAAGACAAGAUUUUGUUGUUGUGUACAUUGCAUACCAAUUCACUUCAAAUAUAUUUCUAUCAUUUGUGA